Metarhizium brunneum ARSEF 3297 is the source of this 876-nucleotide messenger RNA. RefSeq names its product Isonitrile hydratase-like protein. NCBI's taxonomy places the organism in Eukaryota, Fungi, Ascomycota, Sordariomycetes, Hypocreales, Clavicipitaceae. Gene Ontology annotation, biological process: regulation of DNA-templated transcription. The record is from RefSeq and is a predicted model, not a curated record.
AUGGCUGCACAUAAGACGUCCGCAGUGUCGGACGAACCCAUUGAAGUCCUCAUUGCCCUGCACAACAAGUUCGACCUUCUCGACCUUGCGGGGCCAAUGGAGGUUUUCACCACGGCCCAACACGACCCUAAGGACGAGACCUCCAAGGCUUUUGAAGUGACUCUUGCCGGGGCUGAGCCCAAGGUCCUUUCCGAGCAGGGUGCCAUUGUUGGCUCUCAAAUCUCCUUCAAGGAAGCCCACGAACGCCUCGAGGACUUUGAUAUCCUCGUCAUUCUUGGUGGCAAUUCCGAUGAGAUCCUCAAGGCAGACACCGAGCCACUUGGCCUCAUCAAUAACUUUGCUGAGCUCCAGAAGAAGGAUCCUGCCCGUGAACGCACCAUCCUCUCUGUGUGCACGGGAUCUCUUUUCCUUGCCAGAGAGAACAUUCUCUCUGGCCUCUCUGCCACCACUCACCCCGACUACUUGACCAAGUUCGAGAAUGUUUGCAGCGAUGCUGCUACUCGCAACAUGACUGAGCGUUGCGACGUCGUUGAAGACGCCCGAUACGUCGUCAACAACCUCCGCUUCGACCUUGGAGACGAGGAUGAGAAUCCAUACAUUCGCCGCAAGUCAGACGCUGGGCGUCGUCCCUCGAAUGCUCGAAAGGGCAGCAUGUCUUUCAAGGGCUCCAACUCUCGCCGCGAGUCCAUUGCGCGCCGUGCCGCGAUGCGCCUCGGUGGUCUUCGCGUCAUCACUGCUGGAGGAGUAAGCGCUGGCGUUGAUGCAGCUUUGUAUCUUGUCAGCGCUCUGGUUGAUGAAGAAUGUGCGGUGGAGGCUGCCAGGUUGAUUCAGUGGACCUGGAACAAGGGCGUAGUCGUCGACGGUCUCGACGUCUAA